Asparagus officinalis (garden asparagus) is the source of this 907-nucleotide messenger RNA. RefSeq lists its product as uncharacterized. The record is from RefSeq and is a predicted model, not a curated record. The coding region runs from base 53 to 619 and encodes 188 amino acids. The transcript is spliced from 3 exons. NCBI's taxonomy places the organism in Eukaryota, Viridiplantae, Streptophyta, Magnoliopsida, Asparagales, Asparagaceae.
UUCUCCUUAUUUCCAUCUCAAACCGAAGAGGAAAAAAUAAAAAAUAAAAAAAAUGGCUCGAAUCUUGUCGCAAACCCUAAUCCGCGAAUCCCAAGCCCUAAUCCACGACCCCCCUCCAUCAUCCCGAUCCCCUUUCUUCGCCUCUCGAUUCAUCAACCUCCGCUCUCGAUCGAAGCGCCCCGAGAAGGCUCAGCUCCUGGAGCUCGAUCUCGGUCCUGAGGAACCCGAAUCCGGAUCCGGAUCAGGAUCCGAGAACCGAGGGAAACGGAGACUGCAGGAGGCGAUCCACGCGAUCAUCAUUCGUAGGGCCGCACCAGAUUGGAUCCCGUUCGUUCCGGGAUCGUCGUUUUGGGUCCCGCCGGCGACGAAGAGGAGCCCUUUGACGGACGAGGAGGAGCUCUCGUUUUCUUCUCCUCGGGGGUGGCCGUCGUUCUCCUAUUUUGUUGAUGGUGUAUUGCCACACACAGUGGAUAAUAGGCCAGAUAAGGUCAGUAAUGUAUCAGAAAAGAUGGAGAAUAGCCUGGAAAAGGCCAGCAUUAGUCCAGAAAAGGCAACUCCUAAGUCUGAUGAUGAAGAAAGUGGAUUUAAAUGUGCUGACAAGAUCAGCAGCAGCGAAUGAAAUUAAUUCACUGCACGGUUGAGUUGCUUUUCUGUGAACUUCAGGCAGAUUUAUUUCCAGAUUCUGCUUCACUGUAAAUAUCCAUGUUCUGGUCCGCCAGGGUUGUACAUAUUCAAGAAGAGUGGUUCUAGUGCAGCCAACUCAGAAAAAUAAUGAGACAAAUAACGUCUUCUUAGAUCCAUGCUUACGAAAUGUAUUAUGUAUUGUAAACUGUUUGAAAGUUGUAAUGCAGGAUAUUUAUUGUACAGAGAAGCGGUUAAUUUAUUUACUUAUCGUUUUCUCUACGAA